Bursaphelenchus xylophilus (pine wood nematode) is the source of this 1599-nucleotide messenger RNA. The record is from the annotation of a GenBank genome assembly. NCBI's taxonomy places the organism in Eukaryota, Metazoa, Nematoda, Chromadorea, Rhabditida, Aphelenchoididae.
AUGGCUCCGCUGGAGGUCUUGUCAAAGGAUGAUCACCCCAAAAUCACCCAUGUUAUAUUCGACAUGGACGGGACCUUGGUGGAAUCCGAGGCAAUGUAUUCUCAGAUGCACAGAAAAGCCUUGGCUAAGUACGGCAAAGAACUGAGUCCGGAGAUGAAGGCAGCUACGCAAGGGAGACCAAUUCCGGAUGAAAUUCGAAUUCUCAUCGAAAUGGCGGGAUUGGAAGGGAUUGUGAGCGAAGAGGAGAUGUAUAAGGUAGGUUUACGGCAAAAGCGGUGACUUUUUUGAAACUGUGAGGUGUUUAGUGAUAAAGUGAUUUAAAAAAACUAUUAUGCUUUUAAUCAAAAUAUAAGUUUAACCAUAGUCAUCAUGGUUAUCAUGGAUAAUAAAUAUAAUUUUUUUUCACAGAUUUCUCUACGAUUUUUUUUUCAAAAAAAGUAAACGAAUUUCGGCCAUAAUAGCGAUUUUUGAAGCGAUUUUUUUAUUUCUGAUUGUCCAUAUUCGACAAGCAUCGAACUUUUACCCUUCCCACUCCAUUUCAUCCCCUCCUCCCAACUGACCGGUCGAUUUCUUGACCUUUCUUUUCUCACUGACUGACUGACUGACUAUGGGCAUUCUCCAAUCCAAACCCCAACCCAAGAUCACGCACGUCAUUUUUGAUUUUGACGGGAUUUUGGUGGAUUCUGAAGACCUCUACUCUCAAAUGCACGCCAAAUUACUCGGAAAAUGGGGGAAAAGCUUCAAUUUGGAGCAAAAACUGCAAAUUCAAGGGAUGAGGAAGCAGGAUGAGGUCAAUACGGUCUUGAAAAUGAACGGACUUGAAGGUCAGAUCAGUGAGAAGGAGUAUGAAAGGGUAGGGAGGGGGCUGGGAUAUUGUAGUAGGGUUAACUUUGGGUUUGAAUUUAGUGUCUAAUGAAAGAUUAAAUUUGGAUUUUUGGAGUUGUACUAUGGUCUAUAAAUCUCUGAAAAUUUUUUGCCAGUUUACUUCGGCAGUAAGUUACAGUAAUCCCAACAAAUUUUUGAUUUUUUUUCCAAAUUCAGCAAACUAAAAAAAAUUUGUGAUUUUUUUGUAUAUAAAAUGUCUUCGAUUUAAUUAAAACCGAUUCUAUGCACUUCCAGCAAUACAUUGAGCUCUAUGAAGAGCAUCUUUCCAAUGUGAAGCCGCUCCCCGGCACCGAUCGUUUGAUCCGCCAUCUCCACAAAAACAAGGUCCCCAUUGCCAUCUGCACGUCCUCAGCCGCCGAUGAGUUCGAAAUCAAGACUCGCAACCUGAAGGAAUGGAUGGAGUUGAUUCCGACCCGAAUCCUGGCCGGCUCCGACCCCAGAAUCAAGAAUGGAAAACCGAAUCCAGACCCGUACCUGCAGUGUGCGAAGGAUUUGGGAGCCAAUCCGGCCACUUGCCUCGUCUUCGAGGACUCGGUGAAUGGAUGCAAGUCCGCGUUGAGUGCCGGAAUGCAUUGUAUUAUGAUCCCACAAUGGGAAUUCCAAUGCGACGCCUCGAAAGCGGCCGUGGAGAAGUUAAAACCUCAAUUGGACGAGAUCUUGAAGAGUAUGGAGGAAUUUAAGCCCGAAAAAUAUGGUCUGCCCCCUUUUGAAUGA